UAGUAUUUUUUUUUCAUUAGAUUGUUUGCAAAUAUAUUGAUAAACCUCUAUUAUUUCAUCGUGAAGAUAGUGGUUUAGUUAAAUUUGAUAUUCGUUAUGUUGUUAUAUUACGUUCAUUAGAACCAUUGAAACUUUAUGUUUAUGAAAAAUUCUGGCUUCGUUUUGCGAAUAAGCCGUAUUCAUUAAAUAAUAAUUAUGAUGAUUAUCAAGUACAUUUUACGGUAAUGAAUUAUCGAUAUGCAGAUAAUCUAAAGAAGAUAACAUGUGAAGACUUUAUACCUUUAUUUGAUAAACAACAACAGCAUCUUAAAUGGAUUGAUGUUCAGGAAAAUAUAUAUUCAAUGAUUCGUCAAGUAUUCGAACGAUCAAUUUUAAAAAAACCACCAUGUGGUAUGUCACCAUGUCAUCGAUCACGUGCGAUAUAUGCUGUUGAUUUAAUGCUUGAUGAAAAUGGUCAACCAUAUCUAUUAGAAAUGAAUUUUAUGCCUGAUAUUGAACGUGCUUGUUUGUAUUAUCCAACAUUUAUUGAUGAUAUAUUUCGUACACUUUUUCUUGAUGAAUCGAAUGAUAAUGUCGUUGAUAUUUCAUCGAAAUAA
Adineta steineri is the source of this 596-nucleotide messenger RNA. Lineage: Eukaryota; Metazoa; Rotifera; Eurotatoria; Adinetida; Adinetidae. The record is from the annotation of a GenBank genome assembly.